This is a messenger RNA of Corythoichthys intestinalis (scribbled pipefish), 10410 nucleotides long. RefSeq names its product rho GTPase-activating protein SYDE1. The coding region runs from base 3385 to 5757 and encodes 790 amino acids. Gene Ontology annotation, molecular function: GTPase activator activity. NCBI's taxonomy places the organism in Eukaryota, Metazoa, Chordata, Actinopteri, Syngnathiformes, Syngnathidae. The transcript has 19 exons. Gene Ontology annotation, biological process: regulation of Ras protein signal transduction; cell migration; signal transduction. The record is from RefSeq and is a predicted model, not a curated record. Gene Ontology annotation, cellular component: synaptic membrane.
GGACGUCAUGUGAUUGAUGUGACCCUGAAAGACACGGUGACAUCAUCGCACGAGCGAUGAGACGGCGGGAGGGGUCCGAUGGCGGCCGACGCCGAGCGACAGCCGCUACAAAGCACGCCUCGUACAAACUACGCCCGCUGUUGGUACGGUGGCGCAAAGAUUGGUUCACUGUAUUAUAAAAUUGAAAGGGUUUUUGAAAAAAUAGGCUCAAGCCCAAUUCUAAUCCCUAACUGGACACAAGGGUAACUAGAUAGUGACUUUUGCCGUGUCAUUGUGAAUCAACUGUUAAAAUGUCUCCCAUUUAUUUCCCUUCUGUCUACUUUCAACAUGUGAAAGUACUUCAACUGUUUCACCAUUUAAAAAUAGAUUCAGGAUAUAGGAGUAUUUUAGAUCAAAAGUGACUCACCUACAGCUCAGCAGCCUUCCUGAGAAGUGUACUGCUUUAAGAUGGCUGCUGUUUCCUAACACCGCCGAGUCUUAAUUUCGCAUCUAGUUCUAAAUCAGACGUUACCACUCAUGUGGGCGUAGUUUGUGGCGGCUGUCGCUUGGCUCUGGGCUGCAGUCAGUCAGUGAGUCAGUCGGCACGGCACGGCACGGCACGGCGGUUCCGGUACCGGCUCGCCAGCGAGACAUCGGCGGCAAGAGAGCGACGAACCUCCGGCUGGGAAAAGGGGCACCUGGGCGGUGGGGGAAUCAGACGUGUUACCUUUCCUUUCUGUCGCAACUGCAAGCGCGAGAAUGCGGCGAGCCAACCUGGCCUCUUCUCUGCGUCUUCUCUUUGCCUGCAGUCGGCAACGUUUCCGUCGGAGCUCCCCCGUCCGGAAGUCCCGCCUCCACGCGUACCCGCUUCUUCUGCGCGACAUUUGAACACACGCACGCACGCACGGGAUGACGAGCAACGCAACAAACAGAGAAGGCGGACGGGCGGGAAUUUGCUGACCGCUCUGCAAGUCCAAAGAUCCGCUUCCGGCUCCCAAGCUCUCUUAACGAGCUGCUCGCGCUGCAUGCUAAGACAGGAUAGCAUCCGUUUAGCACUAGGCUAACAGCGAGCGAGCGACCGACCUUUCCUUGUUUUUGUUCGUCCCCUAGAUAGAGUUUGACCUAGUGUGGACGUUCGGGUCGAGCCUGUAGCCGGGUCGGACUGUGCUUGAAAUUCCAAACGUCACACCACGUCACUUCCGGGGUGGGAGCUCGUCCUUUUCAUGUUAAAAGCGCAGCAUUCAGCUGCUGCUAAAAUUCAAAAUAAAAAUAAUUGACAAUAAAUCAAUAAAAGGCCAAAUAUAAAUGACCACAAAUACAAAAUAUUAAGAUACAAAAAAAUAUAUGGAAAUAGCUAAAUAAAAGUAGGAAUAAAAAUGUAUGCAAAAUCAAAUAAAAAAUGUAAGAAUACAAAAAUAUAUUGAUUGAAAUAAAUAUUAAUAGAUAAAAGCGCUUUGCUCUUUAUUUGCCUAUUUCAUUGUCAGAACGACCAUGCAAGUGGAAAUGUUAUUCAAAUGAGGUGGCUUUUCUUAUGGGUUGAACUAUUCGCUUAUUGGUUAAUUAACAUUCACGUGCAGAAAUCUACUAGCCAUGCCUUCCAUUAAAGACGUGGAGACUUGCUGGUGGGUAUGACGAAGCCUGGUACGGCCAGACUCACUGCUGUUCCAGCUAUAUAUUCUCACAGUGUUUGGAAAAAUACAGUCUGGCCGUGCCAGGCAAGGUCUCUUGGUGUGAGUGAGUCCAAUGUCAGAGCAUGCUAUAAAGUGAGUUUGUAUGACCGUGGCAUAUUUUCAAAUGAAACCGUGGUUAUCCAUAUGGCAUGCUGCGAUCCACGGGUAUCAAAGCAAUUUGUAACUGCCCCAGUGUAGCUUAGCAGAAGUUACAACUAAGUUGGCAUGAAAGCAAACCAUAUUCCUGCUCGCCACGUAACGUUGUUUCGAGAGUUUCUGACUUCAUUCCACUGACAUUGCAACAUGAAAUGCUGGAGGAUUCCAGAGACCCCAGGAGCUCAUCCAAUUUCUGGGUUCAAAAUGAUGCAAGGACAUCUCUGGGCCCGAGGUACAUAGGUUCAAAGUAAGUGAAUGUCAUUAACUAAUUUGACUUGGACUAGAGUUUUAUUCAUUUAAAUGAGGAAUUAUUUAUGCUAAAAAAAGUAACAAGCCAAAUCAUGAAUUAGCCAUCAGUGUUAAACCAUUUUGUUUAUUCCAGUACUGUUUAAUCACUAGAAAUGACUUCUUCAGCUUUCAUGUCAUGCAACAUUUUAAAUUGCAGCUUGCAUUCCUGUUUUUUUCACGGAGGACUUCAUGUACGAGAAUCCAUGCGACGUGUGGAUCCACAGGGAAUUGCAAUCUGCACACUACAACUACAAACUGUUCGCCGUAGAAGAUAUUCUGUAGCCCGGAACUCUAGACGAGUCCGGCAACCGUCCCGCGGAUCAAAUUCCCAGGGCGGCGCGAGCCGCAUUAAACGGACAGCGGAGCGACCUAUCGGCCACGGGCGGACGUGACAUUGGGAACGCACAAGUCAACCAAUCAGGUCGCGUCCUGUUUUCCAAUGAGGGGAAAAAAAGUCCGAUGCAGCAAGCUGUUGCAUAAGCAGCACUACCUGGUCCAAGUUGUUGAAAGUAAGCAAGAUAAAAGCACCAGAUCUACUGUGGGUCUGUGGUGAAAGAAAGACUACGGUAAACAGGAACUCCCGAGUCUCCAUUCGUGAACAAGCCGGUAUAGUACCAAUAGGUGUGCUUCACAUCCCAUGAAGAUCAUUGUUACAAAUGAGGUGGAGCCGGCAUCCCAAGCAGAGAGCAAAGGCCAGCUAAAUGUGCCGCUCCUUGGAAGCAAAGCAAGUCGGUCUCCCUUUGUUACAGAAAAAGUGGAGGAAGAAAACUCCUCGUACCAUCAUCCACAAGGUGGAAUUCCUUUGACGACCAAUACUGGAAUGAGCUCAAUGCUCCGUGCGCUACUGUCUCACACUUCAAAGAGAAAGCAUACCCCUUCUUGCAUGAGUACCGCACCUCCGUGAAACCUCUGACUGUAGCACGGGACAUAUUUCAAGGCGAUUGUCCCUAUAUGGGACUUUGUUAGCACACUUGAAGUACUGACGAGGAAGACGAUGGCUCUGAAAGACAAGAUGACUGCAGGCCAUCCAGAUGUCAUAGUGUAGCUGUCCAAAGUUUCAACUGCGUGGGUUGAGAGAGGAAGCGGGUAGAGCAGCCGCCGACAGCAGAAUGUCGCUCCUAUAAUUGUCAAGACGCAGCGCGGGGCCCUGCCCGUACCUCUAACGCACCUGCCAGUGAAGGUUGAAAAUGAAGAUGAUGAUGCCAGGGAAAGGUUUGCCGCAGAUUGGGACCGUGGAGUCUAGAAAGGGAAUUUACCUUCAAAUAGGAGCGAACGCGCGGUCGGCCGGGCCAUGGCCCAGCCUCUGCUCAAGAGAACCUUCUCCCGGCUGCGCGGCAAGGACAGAUCUCGCCGGAAGACUGAGCCCGAAGAUGCGGCGGUCCGCCGAAGCGGUUCCCCUUCGCCGCCGAUGACGAGAAAGUCCCCCGAGGCGGAGCCCCCACCGCUCGGCCGCGUGACUAAGAGGCAGCGUUGGCAAGGACGGGAAUCUCCCGACGCGUGGCCAAACUCCGGCGCGGACGGAAACGGCUCGACGCGGGACGGGGUCGCCGAGGGCUCCUUCCGGAGCGACGGCUCGAACGGGACUCCCGUCCUCCGCCCUUCGACGCAGAGGUCGGCCCCGCGGCCGGCCGGCGACGAGCCGUCCGUCGCGCGGGCCUACCUGCAAAGCUUGGAUCGUAGCAGUCGCGCCUGGGUGCUGUCUUCCGGAAAGUCCGAGGCUUCGGACGAGGCCCGCGGGCGGCGGGAAAGCGGCGGUCACAUUUGGUACAACCCCAUCCCCGAGGAGGAGCGUCCGGCCGCGCGAGCUGGCAGCCGGAAGGAGUCUGGGCCGGGCCUAGCGGAGACCUCGGCCGAGAAAGACGGCGUUCCUUCGGAAGUCGUCGCCGCUGUCACCGAAGACCCCGACUCCCGGACCGCCGUCCCUAAGAGAGGCGGCGUGAUGGACAGACUGAGGUCACCCGGCACGGUGAGGAAACUCUCCCUGAAGAUGAAGAAACUUCCGGAACUCGGACGCAAACUCAGCCUGCGCUCGUCCCGCGUCGGGCAAGGGAGCGACGGAACGGGAGGCGCCGCAAAAACCGCUCCCGACCGCAACGUCAUAAGUAGAUAUCACCUGGAUAGCUCCGCCCCUCCCGCGGGGCGCUCGCCGAUAGGACGCGCCGCCAGUAAAGGAGGUUAUCUCAGCGACGGAGACUCUCCCGACAGGUCGCCCGGAGAUUCGGGCUCAUUCCCGCUGUACCGGGCUCCCGAAGCGUCGCGGCGCUGCCGGCGUACGACGGGUUUAUUGACCGUUCACCUUCUGGGCCUGGACCAGAUUCAGACAAAGCCGUCGGAUGCGGGCAAAGAGAUUUUUUUGGCGAUCCAGAUCGACGGAACGACACGAGCCAGGACUUCGCUCCUCAGCCUCCGAGGCGGCGGCGUUUCUUUGAACCACACUUUCCGCCUGGAGCUGGAGCGGGCGCGGCUGCUACGAGUGGUGGUGCUAACGCCAGCUCGCCCGGAGUCGGAUCGGCUGAAGAACACGGUUUGCUGCCUGGGGGGAGUCGCUAUCCCGCCGCUCUUUAAAGGAUCUCGCUGUCAGCAGUUGUGUGUGAAGUUGGAACCCGGAGGUCUCCUUUACAUCAAACUGUCACUGCGGGAAGAAUGGGACGCGCAGUUUGCCGGCAACUCGGCAGCCCCGUCAAAUGUGUUCGGGGUGGAACUGCGCCACCUGGUGGAGGAAGAAGGCUCCGUCUCUGCGGUUCCUUUGCUGAUCCAGAAGACUGUGGCGGAGAUUGAACGGCGAGGACUGAAGGCCGUGGGUCUGUACAGACUGUGCGGUUCCGCCGCGGUCAAGAAAGAGCUCAGGGAUCGCUUCGAAAGGGACAGUUCGGCCGUCCGCCUCGGAGAGGAUCUCUACCCCGACAUAAACGUCAUUACAGGAAUACUGAAAGACUACCUGCGCGAGCUCCCGUCGUCGCUCAUCACGGCCACUUUGUACGAGGCCGUUAAAGAAGCCAUGACACGACGACCCCCGCCCGUCCCGCCGGGGGAUCCUGACCCCCGCCUAGCCGAGAGCACCGUGGCGCUGCUGACUUGUCUGCCGGCAGCGGAGAGGGCCACUUUGACUUUACUGCUGGAGCACCUGAGUCUGGUGGCCCACUUCAGCUCUCGCAACAGGAUGACGCACCAGAAUCUGGCCGUCUGCUUCGGCCCGGUGCUCCUCAAGGCCCGGCGGGAAGGCCCGAGAGGGGGGAGGCCGGGAGAGGAUUGGCCCGGCGCCGUGGAUUUCAAGCGACACGUGGAGGCUUUGCACUACCUGCUGCGUUCGUGGCCCGUGCCCGUUGACCGAAUCCCGGCGGAGGAGGCGGCGGUGUCGCGACGAGGGAGGGACGGCGCGGGACGGCCGGACAGUCCGCCCCCCGUCAAUCGCUACGCCGGCGACUGGAGCGUCCGCGGGCGACAUUUUCCGUCGGGACGGGAAGCGGAUUACGACGAGGUGGAGGGGAGCGACCGAGGCGGCCAAGACGAGAAGAAAGAAGCGUGGUUUGACGGAGGAAGCGAAGCGCUCUACGCGGAAGAUUUGGACGCUCCGUUCAACUGUCGACUGAGCCUAAAGGACUUUGACCGCCUGAUCGGCGACCUGGACCGAGAGCUGGCCAAAGGCAUCAACAUCUGCACGUAGCGCAGCUACGUCCGCUCGGAUCGUUCGUCCGACGGGAAAGUGCACUGUUGACUUUUCGCCUCGUACGGAAAACAGAUGGAGAGUUUGGAUCCAUAUUUUGGUUCCGAUGAUCGAUGUCAACGGUACCUAGUUUGCCGCCGCCCAACGCUAUUGACGGCCGUUAUUUUGGUAACCGUUGAUGCGCCGACGCGAGCGCGCUCCCGUGUCUGGAUUUUGCACUACUUCAUAUCGCACUUGUUCUUAUAACCAAAGUAUUCACGGCUAGAAAAUAAAAGUCACGAUUUAUCCGGGAAGCCAGCCCAGUAAGUAAGCCUUUUCCGCUUCAGCUGUCAAAUACUGAAAGUCAAGAACAGCAGCAUUUCAACCACAUCAUAAACGCUUGAAUGAGGGAUGAAUUUUAACAGCUCAACCUCACCUGGACUAAUUGCGCAGCAGUUUCCGGCAUGAAAAACAAAACCUCGAUUGUUGCACAGUGUAAUCUUUAUUUUUCAUUUUCUUCCAAAACUUGUACACCCACUUCUGACGUGUCAGGUGGGUGAUGUAAAAAACCUCCUCGAUGGCUCACCCCUGUGAGAAGAACGAAUUGAUUUUGAUCCUUAGAAACAACAAUGGCACAUUUCCAGUCUUACUUUCCCACGUGAAUUUGAAAGUGGUUUUCUUUCACUUCGGGAGACAUCAGCGGCUCAAAGAAUCGAACUGUAACAAAAGGCCGUGCGCUCAGAAACAUUUUGAAGUCGGGGGGGAUCGCGAUCCGCUUGGGAAGAGGUCAACUCGCGCCAAACGUACCCGGUCCUCGUGUUCCGUCGGCGCCUUUUUGAGACGAGGGCGUCCGGACGGCGAGGAGAUGCCUCCAGUAGUCUUCGGGGAGUGACAACAAGCCGUAAAUGACCUGCCAAAGAGUAGGGACGUACGCGGGAGACGCCGGUUAAGCAAAAAGGGAAAAAGGCACCCGACCUUCGGCUGAGCGUUUGCGUCGCGCACGACGGUCGACGGCGACGGCUCGGCCAGUCCGUGUCCGACGAGCGUGGGUCCAAACACUCGCGAGAUAUUAUUCUUGUCCAUCUGACAGCGAGGACUUCGAAUCACCCUGAAAAAUGGGUAGUGGAGGGACGUGCGUCAAAAAACAAAUCUGCAUUCUUAACAUCUCUGCUUGAAAGUCUUUAUGGAUAAGAUGGACAAAGGACUUGUAGAAAUGCAGGACGAGGAAGGCCAGCGUGUCUCUGUUGGGCCCGGGAAGCUCCGCGACGGCUCGCAUCACGGCGGCGGAACUCUUCCGCUCGUCGCUCAUCUCUGGUGAGACGCGGCUCAGUUAGAACUUGCCGGCCGGCCGGCAGGCAGAAGAGAAGAGACUGCCGGCUGGCCGGCCGUACCCGCGGCGGCGGCAAAGUCGCCGUGGAGCUUGAAGGUAAGCAGAGGUUCUUUCAGCUUCCUGAGGAAAUCUUUCAGGAGGCCGCAAACCACGUGGAUGUCCGAAACGCUACUCAGCUGCAGCUGCGCUUUAGCGGCCAAGAAGCCGUCGCGCAACUCCUUUAUCUGACGCUCGCCGCCGGGGACUCUGUAAAGGCCGCGCUGGAAAAGAGACAAAACGUCGGGACCGACCGCGCGUCGGGUCGAGCGCCGCCGCCCAGCUCACCUCCUGUAAGCCCCGCCUCUCGAUCUCUUUCACGCACUGGACGACGAGCGCGGGGAUCCUAGGACGUUCGGCGGGAGCCAAACCCUCUAGCGAAGCUCGAUGAGCAGAGACUCGAAAACCGCCGCUCCCGUAUCGUCCGGAAGCCUCCGAAAGACCGGUACCGCCGACGACGGCGCACCUCGCGCCGCAUUGGACUUUGCACUCCGUGUGACAAACCACGCGGCAGUUUCUGCACUUGACCGCCACCUUGCCAAAGCGGAUUCUCUUCCCGCAAGGCGAGCACACCUCGGGCCGGAUCACCUGGCCGAGAACGAGAACGGGGGGUCGUGAACCGGACCGCGUUCGACCGGAAAAGUACCGUACCGUACAGUUUUGGAGAGAAAGACGUGAGUCUGACAUUUCUCCUUCUCCGCUCCGCCGUCAUCUGGAUCGCCGACAUCCAAUGUUCAGUGUAUUUGGCAAGAGGAACGCCACCUAUCUUACUGUAAGUUGACGAGGAUGUCGCCAAAUCAUUUUGCCCGCCGACCUCUGGCGUCUUUUGCCUCAGGCGUGUCCCGCAGAGUUCCGACCGCCGCGUGGCCGUGAUCUUCGGUCUCGGGGGUCGUGAAUUGUUCCUUGACAGCGGUCUCAUCAGUCUGGGAUGAAAAGACGUGCCGUCAGCGAGACUGAUGAAACCUGCUUUUCUUGCAUCACGAUCUGUGUUAAUUAUCCUACUUUAAAAAAUUUGUUUCAUUUACAAAUGACUUCUCCCAAAAAGUCAUUGAGCUAGUAACUCGGUUACCUCGUCAGAGCAAUUAGUUACUCAACAAAGUAACUGACCUUACUUUUCAUAUUCUACACGUUAUAUCUUUCACAUCAAAUGUUUUUUUUUUUACAACUGAUUUCUUCAUUCCAAAAAACAGGUCAGAUUUUUCUACAACUUUAACCAAUAUAAGAGUAACAGUAUACAAACUUGAAAAAUUUUGUUUUUCCUGUUGUCGUGAACCUGCACUGAACCUUGUGUGUAUGGUCACACCUCUUAUAUAUAUAUAUAUAUAUAUAAAAAGGUUAAUGGAUACAUCAUUCAAGAAAAGCUCAAGUGGCCAUUUUUGGUAAUUAAAAAAAAAGCAUCUGCAAGGACAAUGCCAUCCUGGUGGUGAUGAUAAUGCACCCUCAACAGAAUAUGUUCAAUAACUGUUACCCACCUGGACACAACAAACCGUACGUAAAAAGUUACCCGAGUGUGACACCCGCCAAGCUAAAUGCAAAUGCUAACGCGAACGCUACGCGCCACUCGGCCCACGAUCACCGCCCCCAGCCCCCUCUGCGCAGGCAGAUACAUGACAAAGUCAGACAACUUGCGCUUCAUUCAUCCACAUUGCAGUGACGGAGUCGCAAAGACCGGAAAAGUCAUUCACGAAGUUACUCAGUAGUGGGAAAAAAACGGCGUUAUUAACAACACCGAUGGCGGUUUAUUAUUUUUCCUCACCUUCUCCACAAUUUUUGGCUCCUGCGGCCAAGUGGAAACAAUCUGGUCCGUCUUCGUUACGGGCGCGGCAAGCGGCAGACCCAUCGACGACCGCUACAAAAGCAGCAAAAUGAUGGAAGUUGGGCUCGCACGGUGCUUUAGGGGAGAUGAUCCACCCCACGUUUGUUUUAAAUUUGGCGUCAGCCACCAGUGCGACAGAUGCCAAACAGUCUACGUCCGAGGCUCUGGAUCUUACCUUGGUCGUAGUUCACCUGUGUCAAAUCGUCUACAAUGGCCGUUUUGCCGUUGUCAUUCGAUUAGGGUAAACGAGACGACGCCUCGGAAAAGGCCGAGCGAGCGAAGGUCAGCUUACCCUCCUCUCUCGGGCUCGCGAGCGCAGAGGUUUCAUCGACGUCGCGUCCGAGCACUGAAAGCGGCGAGUUAAGCUAGCCACCUCCGAGUCCGCCGCCACAUCGUCGUCCGUGCGAUCGUAGCUGAUGUCGGAGUGCCAACAGAAGGAUGACUCGUCGAUGGCGGACAACCUAAAGACGCCGCGUCGGUUAAACGUCGCCUCCUCGGGCGGUCUCGGGCGUCCGUCGGCUUUUACCGUUUGCCGCUGCGGCGCAAAGACUUAUUUGCGCCUUUGUGUUCAAAUGCGGCCAAGAGGGAUUUCUGCUCUGCGUUCAAACACGCGCCGGACUUGCUGUCGUGAACGAGGAUGUCGCACAUGAGUUGCAUCUGCUUCUGCUGCGGAGAGCCGCGCGGCCGGCCGUUAGUCUUCCGAACGCGCUCGUUCCCCCGGGCCGGCGAUCGAUCGAUGGGCGGACUUACCAGGUACUGAUAGUCGUUUUCCACCUUGCAGCGUUUCCUCAUCUCCACAUCCAGCUGGUUGCGGGCAUGCUUGAGUUUGACCUCCAGCGCCGCUUUGGCCACGUCCGACUUGACCAGCAACUCCUUGUACUUUUUGAGCUCCGUCUCGGCGUGCAGCCAACGCUUCCUGACGCUCUCAAAGUUUUUGGCCACCUCGAUAAACUCUGAAACGAUACGAUCGGUCUGUCCGCGUCAGCGGGAACGACCGCAUUCGGUCACCGAUUCUUAUUCGCUCACCCAGCUCGGCGUUUGUGGCGUUUUCAAACGCGGAGAUUCUCUGGACAAAGAGCGCUACGAGCUCCUCCGUGAUGAGUCGAGAUGCCGCCAUUACAGCCUCAUUUAGUUCUGUCCACUCACUUCUUGACUUGAACACAAAGAUUUCAGACACGUUUUGGUAUUUAUAACUCGGUCGAACAAGUUUUACAAAGUAAAACUGACAUCAUCUCAUUGCGUUGACCUUUUGAAAAAAAUGUCGUCGUCAGAUUUGUAUCUGUUGAUUGAACUUGGAUUCAUCAGUCAUCGGUUAAAAGUAGCAGAGGAAAAAGGCGGGAAUGUAGAGCUCACAGUUAUUCAUUGUGCUGACUUUUUGACCAAUUUCCAGUUUUGAAUUGAACUAAACUUGGUGCCACUAUAGUUCUCUAUCAUGUUCAAUAAACAUUUAUUUUUGUUUUCUUCGGCACUUUUUCCACUCGCCAUUUAUUUU